Ooceraea biroi (clonal raider ant) is the source of this 1537-nucleotide messenger RNA. It is a transcript of the gene Nup62, whose product is annotated as nucleoporin 62. Gene Ontology annotation, biological process: protein import into nucleus; RNA export from nucleus. Gene Ontology annotation, molecular function: phospholipid binding; structural constituent of nuclear pore. The record is from RefSeq and is a predicted model, not a curated record. Gene Ontology annotation, cellular component: nuclear pore; nuclear pore central transport channel. NCBI's taxonomy places the organism in Eukaryota, Metazoa, Arthropoda, Insecta, Hymenoptera, Formicidae.
CCCAAGUGGCAACGUAGCAGUCCAUAGGUAUAUAGUCAAAGAUCCGGACUAGGUGCCACUAGAGAGGUGAUUAUCUGAGAUUAUUCUCCGACGCUGUAAAGCAACUAUCUUCUUGCGGAUGGUUUUCAUAUCGGAGCACCUACUUCUAUGACAGAUUUACCGGCUUGACUUUUGGUAAACGCUAUGGCCACUGGAACUGGGUUUGGACUUGUCAAUACAGUUGCAACGACCACGGCCACGGCAGCUCCCUCAACUUUUAAUCUUGUUAGUAGCACUGCUCCAGCAGUUGCGACACCAGGGCUCUCGUUCGAUGCCUCCAAAGUAGGUUCUACUACAGCUGCGACUGCAGGAUUCGCUCUUGCGACCACUACAACAGGUGGUUUUAGUUUUGGAGCACCCAAAUCUAUGGCAGGACCUACUGGCCUGACUUUCGGUACUCCAAAUGCCAUGGUCACUGGAACUGGGUUUGGUCUUGGCAGCACAGUUGCAACGACAACGUCUGCGCCAGUUGCUUCAAGCUUCAAUCUCACCAGCAGUACAGCUCCGACAGCCGCAACGGCGGGACUCUCGUUCGAUGCUUCGAAAGCAGGUGCUACCACGACCGCAACCACAGGGUUCGCCCUGGCACCAACUACGACGGGAGGAUUUAGUUUUGGGGUUGGAACGCCGACAACUACUUCGGCAGGGUUUCCCUUGAGCAAAACAACUUCGGCCGCUAUCUCAACGAGUUUAACACACAACACACCCUCUACUCAUACUGCUUUAGGAACCACCACUACUGUCAGUUCUGCGACUGGUGUUCAACCAGGAGCGAUCAAUUUCUGUCAGCUCGAGGAAUCGAUUAACAAGUGGACCUUGGAAUUGGAGGAGCAAGAGAAAGUAUUUGUGAAUCAAGCAACACAAGUUAACGCAUGGGAUAAAUUGUUGAUCACAAACGGCGAGAAGAUAGUGACGCUGAAUCAAGAAGUCGAAAGAGUGAAAAUUGAACAGCAACAAUUAGAACAUGAGCUGGAUUAUGUUGUUGGCCAACAGAAGGAGUUACAAGAGUGCUUGGUGCCGUUAGAGAAGGAGCUGGCGUCUCUUUCCGUCUCGGACUCCGAUCGGGAGUACACUUAUCGCUUGUCGGAGAAUCUUGAUACUCAAUUGAAACGUAUGUCCGAAGAUUUGAAGGAGAUAAUAGAACACUUGAACGAGGCGAAUCGCGCCCAAGACUCUAGCGAUCCCAUCGUCCAAAUCGGGAAGAUCUUGAACGCGCACAUGAACAGUUUACAAUGGUUGGAUCAACAGACAGCCCUGCUGAGCCAGAAGAUACAGCAGAUCGAUCAGAUGCAUCAAAGUUUUAGACAAGAAAGCGAACAAAACUUGCACCUAGCGUAUAAUUAAUCCCCGUCGUCCGUCGCGCAUCAUCACACGUUGCGUAAUACAAAUUUCCUUAUGUAAACUUGAAUUGUUCUUCGAAUUGUGAUUCGUAUGCUGCGAUUACCUUUGUCGGAGAGUGAAAAGGGUGAGUGAAUGAAAAUGAAAACGUAAAAAAAUA